AUGGAGAAUAAGAACCAAUCAAUGGUGACAGAGUUUCUCUUCUCUGUUUUUCCCCAGUUUCAAGAAGGGGGCUUACUGUUCUUCAUCCCUUUGCUCCUUGUCUACCUGUUCAUUGUCAUUGGGAACCUCAUGAUUGUCAUUGCCAUCAGGCUGGAUGCCCGGCUCCAUAACCGCAUGUACAAUUUCAUCAGCAUCUUCUCCUUCCUGGAGAUCUGGUACACCACAGCCACUAUCCCUAAGAUGCUCUCAAACCUGGUCAGUGACCAGAAGACCAUCUCCUUUACUGGUUGCCUACUACAGAUGUAUUUCUUCCAUUCACUUGGAAACACUGAGGGCAUAUUGCUGAUGACUAUGGCCAUUGACAGGUACAUUGUUAUCUGCAAUCCCCUCAGAUACCCAACCAUAAUGACCCCCAGGCUCUGUGCCCAGUUGAACAUUGGCUCUUGUGUCUUUGGCUUCCUUAUCUUACUCCCUGAAAUCGCAUGGAUCUCCACCCUACCCUUCUGUGGCUCCAAUCAGAUCCAUCAGAUCUUCUGUGACUUUACCCCUGUGCUAAACUUGGCUUGCAAAGAUACCUGUAUGCCCCUGGUGCAAGAUAUCAUCCAUGCUAUUGCCAUCCUCUUUACUGUCCUAAUCAUUGCCCUCUCCUACUUUCGAAUUAUCACUGUGAUCCUAAGGAUACCCUCAACAGAGGGUCACCAAAAGGCUUUCUCCACCUGUGCCAACCACCUUGCAGUCUUCCUAUUGUUCUUUGACAGUGUGGGGCUCAUGUAUCUAUGUUUUUCAGCUACUUACCCUCCAUUCUGGGACACAACCAUUGCAGUGAUGUUUGCUGUCCUUGCCCUUUUUAACCCUAUUAUCUAUAGUUUAAGGAACAAGGACAUGAAGGAGGCUAUCAAGAAACUUCUCUGUCCAAAAGAAACACAAUAA
Dromiciops gliroides (monito del monte) is the source of this 930-nucleotide messenger RNA. RefSeq names its product olfactory receptor 6K3-like. Gene Ontology annotation, cellular component: membrane. Lineage: Eukaryota; Metazoa; Chordata; Mammalia; Microbiotheria; Microbiotheriidae. The record is from RefSeq and is a predicted model, not a curated record. Gene Ontology annotation, molecular function: G protein-coupled receptor activity; olfactory receptor activity. Gene Ontology annotation, biological process: G protein-coupled receptor signaling pathway.